UUUGCCCUUGACUAAACCACGUGAGUCUGUAAUAUGCUUCCGAGCCACAUGCUAAACCAGUGGCUAACUGGCUACCUCCAUAGAAAAACAGACGUCACAAGGCUCGUUUACACACCGGUUUAAGUGCUACUGACUGCUCCUCUGAUGCGAUAGUACCUCCAUCAUGUCGCGGGCCAGUCAAUCCAUGAUGUUCUUGUUGCGGCGCUGUGUCGCAGUUCAGAAGGUACCUUUACCGAGGAGAGUCACAACAAGAGGCGGAUUUAUCCAGCAGCGAACCUGGACACCAGCGACUCAGACGGGCUACGUGCAGAGACUUUGCCAGGUCCGGUCUGCGGUAGAAAACAGCCAGUUCAGCUUCUGUACCAAGACAGGACCACCACAUGAGGACGUAUACCCUCCGCUGCCCACCUAUCAGUCUGAUGCAGCGCUGGAGAAGAAGGAGUUGUACAUUGUGCAGGUGAAAGGUCUACCAUGGUCAUGCACGGCACAGGACCUCAUGCAGUUCUUCUCUGAGAGCAGAAUUCGGGAUGGGCUGAAGGGGAUCCAUCUUACCGUGGACAGACAGGGGAGGCCAUCAGGUCGAGCCUUCAUCGAGAUGGAGCACGAAGAAGACGUCAACAAAGCUUUAGAAAAGCACCGGCAGUACCUCGGCCCACGAUAUGUUGAAGUGUACGAAGUGUCAAACAGUGAUGCUGAAGCCAUCCUGACGAAAGCCCUCCAGGCUCCAACUAACGGCUGCGUGGUGAGGCUUAGAGGCCUCCCCUUCAACUGCACCGAGGCCGACAUCGUCCAGUUCUUCACAGGUUUGGAUAUAAAGGAGAAUGGGAUCAACGUCAUCACAGACCGCAGAGGGAGGAAGACUGGGGAGGCCUUUGUGCAGUUUAACUCCCAGGAAGCGGCGGAUGAAGCUCUGCAGAGAGACAGAGAGGUCAUAGGAAAUCGUUACAUUGAAGUGUUUCCCAGCAGAAGUGACGAGAUUUACACGAGUGAGAAGACGAAGAUGGAAAAUGAUGCUGCCUCACCCAUAACUAGACCUCCUCGAAGCUCAGCUGCAGCUAUUCAUUGCGUCCAUAUGAGAGGUCUUCCUUUCAGGGCAUCUGGAGUAGACAUUGUGAAGUUCUUCUCUCCUCUAGUCGUGUCCAAGAUCCUGAUGGAAUGCGGUUAUGAUGGGAGGCCGAGUGGCGAGGCCGACGUUUACUUCACCAGCUACGAGGAUGCUGUGGCAGCCAUGUCCAGAGACAAACAGUAUAUAGGGGGAAGAUACAUUGAAUUAUUCUUGAACUCUCUAUCGGACUCUGAGGAGAGUUGAAAGCAGACACACAACAGAGGACCAUUGUAUUUAUUUUCCAUGUGAACGUCAGACAAUAAACAUACCUGGUGUCACAGAAA
Solea senegalensis (Senegalese sole) is the source of this 1389-nucleotide messenger RNA. RefSeq names its product G-rich RNA sequence binding factor 1 (gene grsf1). The coding region runs from base 164 to 1309 and encodes 381 amino acids. The record is from RefSeq and is a predicted model, not a curated record. The transcript is spliced from 10 exons. Lineage: Eukaryota; Metazoa; Chordata; Actinopteri; Pleuronectiformes; Soleidae. Gene Ontology annotation, biological process: regulation of RNA splicing. Gene Ontology annotation, cellular component: nucleoplasm; ribonucleoprotein complex. Gene Ontology annotation, molecular function: RNA binding.